ACACCUCUCCUCUUUUCACUCCCCCAAACACAGCCCAAACCACCCCCAAUAAAAAACCACCUCCAACUCCCACUCUCUCUCUCUCUCUCUCUCUCUCUUUUUCAUCGCUCCACUCUCUCUCUUCCAUGGCGUCAAUCUCGGGCCUCGGCUCUUCUUCAUCCACGUUCAAACCCGACAAAUUCACUCCCAAGACACCACUCUCUUCAUUACUCGCAAGAGAUUCGAUCUCGAUCGCAUUCCCUAACCGGUCCAAGUUCUUCGAGCGAUGCUGCGAUCGAGCUUCGAUUGUCCCCGCACAGUUAGUGGCUCGCGAAAUUCCGGCGAACCUGUCGAAUACGAACGACGGAUUGCCGGAGAAGAAGAAGAAGGGGCUGGAGAAGGAUCCGAGGGAGCUAUGGCGGAGAUACCUUGACUGGUUGUAUCAGCACAAGGAGCUUGGGUUGUACUUGGACGUGAGUCGGAUCGGGUUCACCGACGAGUUCGUGGAGGAGAUGGAGCCGAAGUUUCAGGCGGCGUUACGAGCCAUGAAGGAGCUCGACGAGGGCUCGAUUGCGAAUCCUGACGAGGGGCGAAUGGUCGGCCAUUAUUGGCUUAGGAACCCUAAGCUUUCGCCGAAUUCGUUCUUGAGGUUGCAGAUUGAGAACACGCUUGAAGCCUUGUGCAAGUUCGCCGACGAUGUGGUCAGUGGUAAGAUUAAGCCCCCAACCUCUCCUGAGGGUCACUUUACACAAGUACUUUCUGUUGGAAUUGGAGGUUCUGCCCUUGGACCACAGUUUGUUGCAGAGGCGUUGGCUCCUGAUAAUCCUCCUCUCAAGAUAAGGUUCAUUGACAAUACAGAUCCAGCUGGCAUUGAUCAUCAGAUUGCACAGCUUGGCCCUGAGUUGGCUUCUACGCUUGUAAUAGUUAUAUCAAAGAGUGGAGGCACUCCAGAAACAAGAAAUGGUUUAUUGGAAGUACAAAAAGCAUUCCGUGAAGCUGGCCUGGAUUUUGCAAAACAGGGUGUCGCAAUUACACAAGAGAAUUCAUUAUUAGAUAACACUGCAAGAAUUGAGGGAUGGUUAGCUAGAUUUCCAAUGUUUGACUGGGUGGGUGGUAGAACUUCAGUAAUGUCCGCAGUUGGCCUACUUUCAGCAGCGCUUCAGGGAAUUGACAUUAAAGAAAUCCUUGCUGGUGCAUCAUUGAUGGAUGAGGCAAAUAGGACCACCAUGGUGAGGGAUAACCCUGCAGCAUUGUUGGCUUUAAGCUGGUAUUGGGCCUCUGGUGGAGUAGGAUCCAAGGAUAUGGUUGUUCUUCCUUACAAGGAUAGCCUAUUAUUAUUUAGUAGGUAUUUACAACAGUUGGUCAUGGAAUCACUGGGGAAGGAGUUUGACCUAGAUGGUAAUCGGGUUAAUCAGGGACUUACUGUUUAUGGAAAUAAAGGGAGCACGGAUCAGCAUGCCUACAUCCAACAACUGAGGGAGGGCGUGCACAACUUCUUCGUGACGUUCAUUGAAGUCCUGCGUGAUAGACCCCCUGGCCAUGAUUGGGAGCUUGAACCAGGGGUCACAUGCGGUGACUACCUGUUUGGUAUGUUACAGGGAACAAGGUCAGCUUUGUAUGCCAAUGACCGGGAGUCCAUCACAGUCACUGUGCAAGAAGUGACAUCUAGAUCAGUGGGGGCACUAAUAGCACUGUAUGAGCGAGCAGUUGGGAUUUAUGCCUCACUGGUCAAUAUUAACGCUUAUCAUCAACCUGGUGUGGAAGCUGGGAAAAAAGCAGCAGGAGAAGUAUUAGCUCUACAAAAGCGUGUUCUUGCAGUACUCAACGAGGCCAGCUGUAAAGAGCCCAUUGAACCAUUAACACUCAAUGAAGUAGCUGAUCGAUGCCAUGCUCCUGAAGAUAUUGAGAUGAUUUACAAGAUUAUCAUGCACAUGGCUGCCAACGAUAGAGCACUUAUUGCCGAAGGCAGCUGUGGUUCACCUCGUAGCAUCAAAGUUUACAUUGGAGAAUGUAAAGUUGAUGAAAUGUACGCAUAAGUUGCACCUGCAUAAACACGCUUCAUGAAUAAUCUAUCAGUCGACAGAAAAAGGCACCUGACAACUGUUUUGGAGAGUCAGUUUUGGAUCUUUGUUGAGAUUUGAGAAUAAUUUAUCGGAAUUGUCUUGGUUCUGUAGUUUAUUUUUGCUUUUAGCAUUGCGUGCCAUAUCAAUCUCAGGGUCGCGGGAUGUUUGGAAAGACUUUCCAUGGAUUUGUCAGCAAGUCACUGGCACUUCCUCAUGGUAUAAAUGAACAAUAAUUGAUACUUCGGUGGUUUUGAUCUGUAACAGUGUGUAGGCUGAAAUCGACAGCCCAUCAAUUAUUUGGUUAAUAUGUACUCAAAAGAUUUCAUCACUUUAGUUCAAAUUUCAUUUUCCCCAACAACUUUCACUUU
Molecule: messenger RNA, 2410 nt
Organism: Camellia sinensis
Lineage: Eukaryota; Viridiplantae; Streptophyta; Magnoliopsida; Ericales; Theaceae
Product: glucose-6-phosphate isomerase 1, chloroplastic
Biological process (GO): gluconeogenesis; glycolytic process; glucose 6-phosphate metabolic process
Cellular component (GO): cytosol
Molecular function (GO): carbohydrate derivative binding; monosaccharide binding; glucose-6-phosphate isomerase activity
Source: RefSeq, a predicted model, not a curated record